AACAGCUAUGUAUUUAAAAAAUGUAAAAUUACCCUGUAAUAUGCAUUCUGUCCAAGUUGCAUAUAAAAAAGAGCAGAAAUUUUGCAAAAAUGGCAAAAUAAGGAAGAAGGAAAAGAUUAAUUUGAAGAACAAAACCAGAGCGGUAGUCUUGUGGUUUUGCCCAUAAUGCUCAAGAAGUUAAAUCGGUCUCACCAUGAUGCUGCUAACACUUUUCAUGACUCCAGCGAUGUAUUGCAGAGCGCUUCUCUUUCUUCUAGCCUUGUGCUUCUACAGCGUGUCUUCAAAUGAUGCAGGAACCUGUAAAGAGUCUUCUAAUGGAAAAUCUUGUGCAACGACAAAACUCAACUCUCAGAUUGGAUCCUCUGCAUUUCUGCCUUGCAACUUUAAAAUAACAACGUUGAGUAAAGUCAGAUGGAUCUACAAUGGAGAAAGGGACCUGGUGUUACUUUCUUCCAAUGGACAAAUCAAGUUUUGGGACCCCAGAAAUGGCAGAUUGAGAGUCUAUCCCAUCCAGACCUCACUUGGUAACUUCUCUAUUAGCAUCAGUGAGCUGGAAAACACUGAUCUGGGGUGUUACAGCUGCAUGCUGGAGUCUGAAUGUCAUCAAGUAGAGCUGAUGAGCGAAAAAAGUACAACACUGGACCUGAAUCUACUUGUGUACAUCUGCAUCGGUGUGGCUAUCGUCUUUCUGCUGACUUUCAUUGGCUCCUGCAUCUACUUCAUGUGCGCCUGGAAGAAAAAGAGUGGAAAAAUACCAAUCAGUUCUACUACUGGUGUGGCUGAAGGUGUGGAGAGUAGCAGUGGUGUUUAUGAAAAUGACGACCAAGCUCCAGUCGGUGCUGAUUCAGCGAAAGACAGCAGCACUUCUGCAGGAGAGCUACAGCAUCCAAGUGGAGCUGAAGUUCCCGAAAGUUCUUCCCAUAUCUAUCCAAACCUUGAAGAAUUUAGGUUUCAGAGAGCUGAAAGUCAGAAGACAAAACACAUAUUUCACAUAGAACUCUUCACCAAAUUGCGCCAAGCGAGUCUCCGUCGCCACGUUUAUGCCAACCAGUAUGAGAUCAGCAAGCAGCAAGCCAUGGCUACCCAUGUGGAGACCCAGCAAGAUGGAGAAUACAGAAAUCCCAUCUACAACAGAAGCACAGAGCAGCUCAGCCGAGUGUAGAGCACCAAGGGACAGAGCUGACCUGUCAUCUGAUGGAAACAACUGGCUGUGACUGUUGUUGUUUUGUAAGCAGAUUUCACUGUUUUCCCUGGAUAAAGCAUGAAAUUCUAUGGCUUCUGUUUGAAACAACUUUUUUGUUAUUUUGUCUUUUGCUCCAAGAAUAAAAGUUUGUGCUGUGCAAACU
Molecule: messenger RNA, 1346 nt
Organism: Oryzias latipes (Japanese medaka)
Lineage: Eukaryota; Metazoa; Chordata; Actinopteri; Beloniformes; Adrianichthyidae
Source: RefSeq, a predicted model, not a curated record